Eublepharis macularius is the source of this 1610-nucleotide messenger RNA. It is a transcript of the gene SNAPC1, whose product is annotated as small nuclear RNA activating complex polypeptide 1. Lineage: Eukaryota; Metazoa; Chordata; Lepidosauria; Squamata; Eublepharidae. The transcript has 10 exons. Bases 24 to 1154 code for a protein of 376 amino acids. Gene Ontology annotation, cellular component: snRNA-activating protein complex. The record is from RefSeq and is a predicted model, not a curated record. Gene Ontology annotation, biological process: snRNA transcription by RNA polymerase II; snRNA transcription by RNA polymerase III. Gene Ontology annotation, molecular function: sequence-specific DNA binding.
AACUGGGAGCAGAGGGGAAUGCGAUGGACGGCUGGCCCGGCUUGAAAACGGACUGCGAGGCGCUCCUCAGCGCCUUCCAGGAGGCUGACAGCGUCCGCUUCGAAGACUUUGCUUCGUUGUGGCGGCAGCGCCGCUUCCACACCAUCUUCUAUGGCAAAAUAAGAGCUCUGGAGCAGAAUAAGUUCACCAAAGAGGCUUUGGAGCUUGUUUGGCCAUAUUUCUUGCCUCCUUACACUUUCCAGAUCCGAGUUGGUGCUCUUUAUCUUCUCUAUGGGUUGUACAAUGUGCAACUUUGUCAGCCAAAACAAAAGAUCAGAGUUGCGCUCAAAGAUUGGCCUGAAGUCCUGAACUUCCAGCAGGAGCUGUUAAACGCACAGCAUUAUGACGCAGCGUAUAUUUUCAGGAAGCUCCGAAUGGACAAAGCGUUCUACUUCACAGCGAUGCCGAAACUCCUUUCAUUUAGGGCUAAAAAGGUCGAGCGGGAUAAAGCUGAGAUAAAGAAGGAAUUUAAGGAUCCAAGCGACAGAGUUGCUAUGCUUGCUACCGACGACGUCUUAGAGGAACUUGCAAAUGUUCAUAAACACUACCAAAAAAUGAAGUGCCUGAUUUCCGCAGACAAAUCCCACCCCGACAAGGCUCUCGAUCUGAUAAAAGAUGACUUCAUAGUCAGUUUCAAGAAUAUGAUCCUGGAGCAUCAGCAGCGGAAGCAGGACAAGCUGGAACCGUCCUUAACGAGCGCGAGUGAAGAAGCAAGAAAUGAAAAUGAAGGAUCUUCUCAAGACGCGGAAGGAACCGAAAGGGCCAAAACAUUAGCCAGCAUCAAAGCCAAGUCUUACUCUAUGGUUGCUCAGGUUUCCAAAUCAAGACGGCAUCGUCAAGUUACUCUAGAGUCUUCUGUACCGCGGUCGGAACACGGAGUAACUAAAUCGCCUAAGGCUAAAGGAACCAGUACCAGGUCUCAGCCAGUGAGGAAGAAAGUCUCUCUAAGAAACAGAGAAACAUCGCAAGCGGUAAAGAAGGAAGGUGUUGUUGCGAGUUUGAGCAUGCCUGUAAUUGCAGAGGAUGACAAUGAAGAAGAGGAGGAUGAGGAUGAAGAAAUAGAUCAUUCGAGUGAUGAAGAUUUCAUCCCCGUUAAGAGGAAAAGGACCAUUUAAGGAGUUAUCCAAGCACAAAUAGUUUGACUGAACUGUGAAUGCAGCCAGUGGAAGGGGCAGAGACAGUGGCCCCGUGCCAUCUUACAAACAGCGUAUGCCAAUUCCCAAGUGACAAGGCACAAAGCAAAAAUGAACUCUGUGGAAAAAGAGCUUAAAUUAAAGAACACAUGCUGUGUGUGUUCUGCAGUGCAGGGCACACAUAGGGUUGUUCUUCAGAGACAUUUUGUGCUUUUCCACCUUUAUAAAUGCUGACAAGCUAUCCUUAAGUAUGUAUUUAUGUAAAUACUUCAGGUACUUCCUAUUUAAAGUACAUUUUUGGUAGAAAGCUCUUUUUAAAAAUCCUUGUGUGUGUUACAUGGAAUUGUACUUGAAUGUUUGUCAUCACAGCGUAGUGAUUUUUUUCAAUACCAGUGAAUAUGUAAAGUAUACUGAAUUAAAUUAUUACUUUUUUUGCAA